Alligator sinensis (Chinese alligator) is the source of this 1598-nucleotide messenger RNA. It is a transcript of the gene SIT1, whose product is annotated as signaling threshold regulating transmembrane adaptor 1. Gene Ontology annotation, molecular function: kinase binding. The record is from RefSeq and is a predicted model, not a curated record. The coding region runs from base 308 to 1219 and encodes 303 amino acids. The transcript is spliced from 4 exons. Gene Ontology annotation, cellular component: plasma membrane. Gene Ontology annotation, biological process: T cell homeostasis; regulation of T cell activation; signal transduction. NCBI's taxonomy places the organism in Eukaryota, Metazoa, Chordata, Crocodylia, Alligatoridae.
GGAGCCUGCGCCUCCGCAACUGUGCUCCUUGCUGCCUCCGCCCCCUCUCCCCCUGCUCCCAGCAGAGGAGGAAAGCAAAAUCCCAGGCAUUUCGGCAGAUUUAAAAAACCCUCCCAGACGCAGACCAGAGGGCUCAAAAAGAGGACAUGUCUAGGAAAACCCAGACCUGGUAAUCCUAGCGGCAGGGCUCCCCCUCCGCGCCCUGGCCCCAGCGGUGACUGGUGGGGGGGGGGGGUCCCUCCUCCCCCCUCCCCAGCCACAGCCCCUCCCUGGUGCCCUGGCAGAGGAGGAGAAUGAGAUCAACGCCAUGGACUUCUGCCUGGAUGGCAGCGUCUUUGCCACGGCCGGCACCGACCGCCACAUUCGGCUCUACGACAGCUGCACCAUGCAGCUGUUUCAUACACUGGAGGCUCCGGACUUCAUGACGGGGGAUGUGGCAGUGACCAGUGGGGCCUCCCGCCGCAUCUUCGCUCUCCGCUUCCACCCACAGGAAAAUCAUAUCUUCCUGACGGGCGGCUGGGACAACAGUGUCAAGGUCUGGGACAAGCGGAUAAGGAAGGAGGCUCAGCGUGUGAUCAAUGGGCCCCACAUCUGUGGCCCAGGCCUUGACAUUUGGGUGAGAUGGAUGUGGGGCAUGUGGAGGGGCAUCACAGGGGAUGUGGCCAGCAACAUGCCUGUUCCUGGGCUGGGCUGUGGUCAUCUGACCAGAAGGUACCUGAUGGUCCCUCCACCUGCUCCCCUCAAAGAGACAUCCUUUGUACCUGGAAGUGCUGCACACCUGAGCCGGGCUCCCCUUCCCCACUGGCAGCCUGUGCUCACUGGCUCUGGGGUGCAUGCUGGGGUUGACAUGCUGCAUCUGCCCCCAUCUCCUCUUCCCCAGGGUCACUGCGUGCUCACGGCCUCCUGGGUGCCCCGCAACGCGCUGCAGCUCUGGGACCUACGGACGUCCCAGCUGCAGAAGAACCUGCCGUUCCCCGGGGGCCAUACGCAGGGCCAGUUCCUGUAUGCAGCCCAGUUCUGCGACCCAGACACGGUGCUGGCUGGGGGCAGCGGCACCUGUGGGGCUGGCGUCAUCCGCAUCAGCACCCACCAGGAUCUGAAGCGACACCCCUGGCGCGGGCAUCUGUCCAGGAUCUGGAGUGACUCCCCUGGGGUGGGCGUCUACCCAGGAUCCAGAGCGACUCCCCCCAGCUCUGGCAUCUGCCUGGAUCCAGACUGACUCCCCUUGGCGCCAGCACUGGUCUGGGAUCUGGAGUGACUCCUGUCUGCAGCCCUGAAUCUCUGGAGGGAGUGGCAUGUCCAGAACGCCUGCGCCCUGUGGUACCUGUAACGGCAGCUGCUUCCUGGGUGAGUGGGGGCUGCUGUGUUACACGGGGGCCCAUUGUCUCCUCAGGUUACUCAAUGUGACCCCCCCUUCCCUUCCCCAGGGUGCUGGGGGUGUUUGUGCGAGGGAAACUCCCUCAAACUGGCCUUGCUGAUGGAGAGGACCCAGCACUUUCCAGGCCGUGGGAGUGGGGGUGGCGGCGCAGGCAUGGAGGCUGGUGCCCACAUUGAGGGGAAGAGAGCCCUAGGCGAGGGCUCCCAGCACUUUCUCUGUC